GAAAACUAACAAAAACAUUGUUGAUUUCGUUCGAGGAUCUAUGCAGUUUAGACAUUCGUAAACCGCUUCCCAUAGUUCGAAUUCAAUUUGUAACUGUUUCAACGGCAAAACUAGGGAAGUUAAAAAGCUGGCGCGAGUUAAAAACACUUUAGAAUCUUUCUGGCAUUUCUGUAAUACGGACUGCAUCUUGCUGCACCUUGGUUUCGCAGUUUCUUUGUUGGAGUGCUUACCGUGAACCGAAUAGGCUACAAUGGAGGUCCAAAACAAAUCCACUGAAAUCCGCUGCCAAGAGAUGUCGAAGGGAGGGCUGGCGUACGAGGUGAUCCUCGCCGAGCCGGUGGGAGUGCCGGUGCCGCGGCGCGCCGACUCGCCCGAGAAGACGCCCUCCGUCGAGGAGAUCCAGGAGAAGCUGAAGGCGGCCGAGGAGAGGAGACGCAGUUUGGAGGCCAGCAGAAUGGCGGCGAUCGCACAGAAGAUGCAGAAGAUAGAGGAGGCGUCGCGCAUCAGGAGCGAGCAGACCAACAACUUCAUCGCGGCCACCAAGGAGGCGCUCGACGCCAAGAUGGACUCGCACGAGGAGAAGCGCGAGGCGUACAUCAAUGAGCUGCGCGCGAGGCUGAAGGACCAUCUGGAGGGUGUCGAGAAGACCAGGUUAACCCUGGAACAGCAGACGUCGGAAGUAUACAAGGCGAUCGAGGACAAAAUGAACACAGCGGCCGACAAACGCGAUGAGAACAUCAAGAAGAUGCUCGAGCGUCUGCGAGAACAUGAGGAGCAGGUGCGCAAAGUGCGAGCGGGCAACCAGGAGAAGUUCCAACAGCUGGAGAGCUCCAUCCAGGACAAGCUGCAUCAGGCCGCCGAGCGCCGCCUGCAGCUGGAGGCCGAGCAGAGGGAGAAGUUGCGCAACCACAACAAUAAGCUCCUGGAGGUGAAGUCCACCCUGUCGGCCAAGGUAGACGAGAUCACCACAAGCAUUGAGACCAAGCUCACCGCCGCAGAACAGAAAAGAGAAAAGGAGAUCCAAAAGAAAUUGGACUUCGUCAAAAAAGAGGAGCGACGCGCGGAGAUGGUGCGGCAGAACAAGAGCGCGCGCGCCGAGAGCGACGCGCCCACCUCCGGCUAGAGCCGCCCCUCCCCCGCCCGCGCACGCCGCGCCGCACGCUCCGCCGCACGCACGCACUCGCGACACGUGCGCGCACCAGAACCUAUACACUUGUAGACCAUUGAUCAAACCUUGGAACGACGUGUGGCAGUGCAGUGGGCCAAGUUACUGGGCCAAUGUGUUGGCGCAUGCAUUCAUCUACUUAAAGGUUCUCAGGGCUCUCUGCAAAUGACAUUCACAUGUUGUUUACACACACUAUGUCAGAACAAUUAUAUGCUGGCCCAGUAUCUUGGAACAUUGUAUACUGCUGCCUUUACAGUCAGUUCACUCAGCGUUGUAUCGUUCGGUUCACUUUUUGAGUAAGAUCUAAAUUUUCAUCCCUUAAUAUCUUGUCUGGUAUACUACAUAAAUAUGAAUACAAAUCUGUUUGUGUAGUUAGAAGGUAUGGCGGCAUAAAGGUACUCUAAUACAGACAUAAAACUUGAAGAGUACACACUUCUUUUACUGACAGUAAAAACGUGGCGAUGCAACGCGUUUGUUCGUUUAACUUUUUUAUUAGUUGAGUUCCCAUAACGAAGCUUUGCUUCGCUAGUUAACACCGCACUUUUUCAUGGCGUACCUGAGAAAUUUAAAGUUGUUAAGUUUUACGAAUUUAUUACAAACAUUACCGGGAAAUUUAAAUUUCAAAGUCUCUGUUGAAUUUUAUAUGAGUAGGUACUCCUUUUUAUUAAGGGAACUUCUAUAGAUUUCUUUGUCUAUGCCCGACUACGCACUGACGCCAUGCCAUAAACAAUGAUCUCAAAUUAAGCGCGUAGUGGUUUUAAUUAUCGGAAGCGUGGUUGUCGGGACGACAAAAUGUUUAGGAAUUUUUACUUAUGGCAGCAUUGUUGUUGCAAUUUAACAACUUUGAUUAAAUAUGUUGCGGGGUGGCAACUGUGAUUACCUAUGUUGUUGCGGCGGGACAACUGAUUGUUACCAAUGUUGUGUCGUAUCAACAAUGAGUACUAAUGUUUUGUUGCAUAGUAACAUCAUUUAAUACCAAAGUUGUCUAAUUGUGGCAAUAACAUUGACAACGCGUUAAUGCCAUGUUGUGAAAAAUGAUCUCAAAUGCGUCGUCAUUUAGUAAAGUUGCGUGUGAAGGAAUUUUGAAUAAAAGAAAGAAGCAUUUAACUUCUUGCCAAUAGCUGAUAAUUUGCAAUUAGAGAUCCUUGAAGGUCAUAAUUUAAAUUUUAUUAUAAUUAGAAGGCAAGUCGUCUAUUUGCUAUUUAGGUUCGGCAGUUCAUAAAAGUGCGGCGUAGAACGACAGGGGUGUUGAACACCAAAUGAAAUUAAGAUGCUAUAAGAAUAUCAACAUCAUAAAUGUAGAAUACGAAAAUAAAGUAACGCUUACGUCAGUGUUACGUGUCGGUUGAAUUUUGUGGAAAACAUGAAAAAUGUGAAGCUUACAAAUAAUUUUGAAUUUUUAAUGUUAUUUUGUUUUAACUUUAAUUAAAGGCAAUAUCGCUAAAAGUCACUUAUCAUGGCCUAUCGUUAGAUGAAAUUAAAUAAUAUCGGUCUGAGACAUGGUGUUGCGAAUUCGAACUUUUAAUACAGCUACUAAAAGUUGAGACAAAGUUUGUAUAGGGCUUGGGGUAUCCGUACAGCUAAUAAAACGACUAAAGCUUCAAUACUAACAUCUCUAAUGUGGAGCCCCGUUCGAAGUGUAUUUUUUUACUACGGGAGGGAAGGUUAAAGGAAUUAAAACAAUUAUUCCUAAUCGUUAGUUAUAGUCUAAUAUCAUUAUUUUUAAUGUUUAACAUAACGCAACAGUAUUUUAGGGAAGUAUAAUCUAAAUUUAAGUUCUCUCAUAUCCCACGCUAUAGACUGUCAGUUAAUGUAUUUGAAUGUUUCUUUUUAAUAUUUCUAUAGGAUAGGUUCGUCGUGAGUCGUUUGUGGUUGCGUCGGUAUUGUUCAGUCGAUGGAUGCUUUGCCCGGUUAUUAGCAAGCGUUUGGCACUACAAACACUUUGUCUGCAAUGUUGUUGCAUGACAACGACAAACAAUCAACUUUGUUGUUUUGUGGCAACAACAGUUAUCAUAAUUGUUGUAUUGUAGCAACAACAACUUUUAUAUUAUGGCAACAAUGGUUAUAAAUGUUGUUGAGUCGUCGAAACUUUUAUGGAUUAAGCAUAAUAUGACCAAAUAUUCCGAAUGUGUUCGAUUCAAGUAGUUCAAUUGAUUAAUAAUCUUGAAACUCAAGGUGUUUGUAAUGCUUAAACUAUUCUUUUGCCUAAAGUAAAAUCUAGUCCACGUUUAAAUUUAAUUUUUAAGUCGUACACGUCACUUACAAUGAUCUCAAAAGCAAGCACAAUGAGGAAACAAUAGUUAGUCGAUAGCAAAAGUGCCUCGAGGUUCGUGUAUUGCUCAUGAACAAUAUCACUAAAUGUAUGUAACGUAACUGCCUUUAUAGCGUUUUAUAUUUUUUUAAACGUAGGAGAAUGAUGGCUAUUUCUGAUACACGUCGCACCGCUGCCGUAUCUCUGCAUUCGAAUUUGUAUUUUAUAACUUAUGCACUGAAGGUUCAUUUUCCUCUUAUUCCCAAUAUAAAUUGCUGGAAUAAUGAUUCAACAACAAAGAUGUCAUUAUAAAAUGUAUCAACAGUCUUUGGCUUAAGGCUCAUAUUUAAAUGUCAAAUUGUUUGCUGUGCGUGAGCGGUGCGGCGUUGGUCAGCGUUGGCCGAGAGGCACCGGGCCGCGGGUUGGUGUUGGACACAAACUGCUUCUGUGAUGUUUUGCUCUAGUGAUAUCGUAUCGAUUAUUCAGUUAGGCACAAAUUAUAUCGAUACAUUAUAGCACACCUUAGCUAGUGUACAAUUUGGAAACCCCACAUUUUAAACUACCGCCGCGUCUAAAAACAACAUGGCGGUCGAUCGUUUCCGAACUGUAUGACAGGUAAGCUGUGGUAAUAGUUAAUCGCGUUAAAAAUCUCCCGUAUUAUCUACAAUUCAGCUAAUCGAUUGCAAUAUUAUAACACUAGCAGAGAAAAGUCGAUUUUUGGAUUUCAUUGUUAGAAUCUUAAAAUGUUUUAUAAUAAUUCUAAAACUUGAUAUUAUUCGUAAAUACAUAGAAAUGCGGGAGUAUUCGUUUGGCUAAUGGAGUGGAAUAAGGAAUUAUUGGUUAUGGAAUAGUUAGACGAGUGGCGGUAAAAUAUUUGACACUUUUUAUAGUACAUUUUUUUCUAAGUCGAUUAAAAUAAUGUCAGUCUGUUUUGUCGUCGAUGUUAUGACAUUAUAUAAUAAUAAUUAUAAUUGUAUAUAAUAAACGUCUUUUUCGCGCAGCAAAUGUCUUUUGGCACAUUUGAUAACAAGUGAAGUGAAGUGAAUACAUAUUAUGCACAAUGUUUAUUAUUAUCUAACGUUAACUUUGUAGUACAAAUCGACAUGUUUAAUCUUUCACUCGAUUCGUUAAUCGAUUUUGACGUGCAUAGAUGUAAUCGUAAUUGCAUUGGAACAUGCCUAAUUUUUGAAUAUCGAAUGUUUCAAGAGCUAUUUGGUGCAAUAAGAAGGACUAUAAAAUAUUGAAAGAUGAUUGUAUCUUGCUUGGCGGGGCGACUGGCGAGCUUGCCUGCUUCACUAUACUAACGCUACGUAAGGGAACUAGGUGUAAGUUACUAGCUUGUUUAUAUAGCGGUGAAGACGUGAAAACCUCUGACCAAUUUGCCUUGAAUAUUGUGUAGCCUUUUAGACUCAAAGAUCGAGACAAAUCAUGUAUAGCGACGCCAACUUACGAGUAUAGCUUUCAGAGUCUACUGUGUAAAUUUUUGAAUUAAGAAUUCUUUCAGCUUUUUUUUGGGGACAGGCAAAGAUCGUUGACAAUACAGUUCAGUCGUCAAUGAAGUUCUUGAGCAUGUAUUUUAAUAGGCAAAGCCUUGUCUAUCGUUCCAUUUUUUAAAUUAUAUCUGGUUAUAGUUGCUUCCACACCUUCCCGACUUUUGAUACCAACUUACAGAGUACCAACUUCAAGACUAACAUAUUUUAUGUAUUGUCAACUGCAGUUAAGAUUUUAUUGAUUGUAAAACUUACACAGUACACUUUGAUAAUAACUUUUAACGUUUAUAUUUUAUUUUUCUGUUCUUAUAUUUUAGUAACGUUAGUCACUCUUUAUCCUCUAUGGUGUUAAGAUGUACGUUAAUUUUAUGUUUUGUGUAACUAUUAUAUUACUUAAUAUUAAUGUGCUUCAGUUUGUGAGGUAUUAAUAUGAAAUUGCUGUUUGAAGUGCAGGCAACUUUUGUAGUUUCAUUGUCGUAUUGAAUAAAGUCAUAAAUACUAAUAAA
Molecule: messenger RNA, 5412 nt
Organism: Bicyclus anynana (squinting bush brown)
Lineage: Eukaryota; Metazoa; Arthropoda; Insecta; Lepidoptera; Nymphalidae
Gene: stai
Product: inner centromere protein
Exons: 7
Coding region: 251-1123 (290 amino acids)
Biological process (GO): regulation of microtubule polymerization or depolymerization; microtubule depolymerization; neuron projection development
Cellular component (GO): neuron projection; cytoplasm
Molecular function (GO): tubulin binding
Source: RefSeq, a predicted model, not a curated record